Messenger RNA from Camelina sativa (false flax), 1688 nucleotides. Lineage: Eukaryota; Viridiplantae; Streptophyta; Magnoliopsida; Brassicales; Brassicaceae. The record is from RefSeq and is a predicted model, not a curated record.
UGAAAAAGCAGAGAACAAAACAGAGGAACGAAAACAAUGACGAUUGUUCUGUCUUACUUCUUGCUUAUAUUCGUUCCCAUUUUCUUGUAUUUAAUAUUGACUAAGAAGAACAUCAAAGAAUCGAAACAAAAUCUGCCUCCAGGCCCAAGAAAACUUCCGAUCAUCGGGAACUUACACCAGCUCCAAGGGUUGGUUCACAGAUGUCUUCACGAUCUCUCCAAGAAACACGGACCCGUGAUGCAUUUCCGUCUAGGGUUUGUCCCAAUGGUCGUGAUCUCAUCGAGUGAAGCAGCUGAAGAAGCUCUUAAAACACAUGACCUUGAGUGUUGUACAAGACCUAUCACUGUCGCCUCAAAGGUUUUCUCGCGUAACGGUAAAGACAUCGGCUUUGGUGUAUAUGGUGAUGAAUGGAGAGAGCUGCGUAAGCUUUCCGUUCGCGAGUUUUUCAGCGUGAAAAAGGUUCAAUCUUUCAGGUAUGUUAGAGAGGAAGAGAGUGACUUAAUGGUCAAGAAACUUAGAGAAUCGGCUUUGAAGCAUUCUCCAGUGGAUUUGAGCAAAACCCUUUUUUUCCUAGCUGCAAGUAUCAUAUUCAGAACAGCAUUUGGACAGAGUUUCUUAGAGAACAAGCAUAUUGAUAAGGAAACGAUCAAAGAACUCAUGUUUGAGGCUCACAAAAAUAUGUCUUUUACAUUAUCCGAUAUUUUCCCUAUUGCUGGUCUUGGAUGGUUUAUAGAACUUGUGUCCGGCCAGCAUAAGAGGCUUCACAAUGUCUUCACUGAGGUUGAUACGUUUCUUAAUCAUAUAACUGAUGAUCAUCGAUUACAGAUUUCAACUCAAGAUCGUGCUGAUAUCAUCGACUCGCUCUUAGAUAUGGUACAUAAACAAGAGCAUGAUGUAUCAUUUAAGCUCACCAUUGAUCAUCUCAAAGGAAUCAUCCAAAAUAUUUACCUCGCUGGAGUAGACACAAGCGCCGUUACUAUGAUUUGGGCGAUGGCAGAGCUCGUUAGAAACCCUAGAGUGAUGAAAAAAGCUCAAGACGAGAUCCAAACUUGCAUUGGAUUCAAACAGGAAGAAAGAAUCGUUGAAGAAGAUCUUUGUAAACUUCAAUACUUGAAGCUUGUGGUGAAAGAAACCUUAAGACUACACCCACCAGCUCCACUGUUACUCCCAAGAGAAACAAUGAGUCAUAUCAAGAUUCAAGGCUACGACAUUCCCCCAAAAACCCUUCUUCUGGUUAACGCAUGGUCUAUAGGAGGAGAUCCUAAAAACUGGCAAAAUCCAGAAGAGUUUAAUCCAGAGAGGUUUAUGGAUUGUUCUGUGGACUACAAAGGACAAAGCUUUGAGAUGUUACCCUUUGGUUCUGGUCGUAGGAUUUGUCCAGGAAUAGCUUCAGGGAUUGCGACCGUUGAAUUGGGGCUCUUAAAUUUGCUUUACUUCUUUAACUGGAGAAUGACUGACGAGAAGAAUGAUAUGGACAUGGAAGAAGCUGGUGAUGUCACAGUUGAUAAGAAAGUUCCUCUUAAUCUUCUUCCUAUUCUUCGCCAUUGAUGAUCCCAUUGAUUCUUGAAAUUAGAGAACUUGAACUACCAAGACUCAUGUUGUUGCGAAAAUUAUGUAAUUUUGACGGAGACAGCAUGAUGCCCUUUCGGUUGUUGAAAUCAAUACAAUAAAAACACAAUGUUUCUUUC